Molecule: messenger RNA, 1528 nt
Organism: Trichechus manatus latirostris (Florida manatee)
Lineage: Eukaryota; Metazoa; Chordata; Mammalia; Sirenia; Trichechidae
Gene: TM7SF2
Product: transmembrane 7 superfamily member 2
Exons: 10
Coding region: 121-1374 (417 amino acids)
Biological process (GO): cholesterol biosynthetic process
Cellular component (GO): nuclear inner membrane; endoplasmic reticulum membrane
Molecular function (GO): Delta14-sterol reductase activity
Source: RefSeq, a predicted model, not a curated record
GUGCAGGCGCCCUGGACUUGGUCCUCGGCGCCUCCACGCCCAUCUCCCGGGGGGUGGGGUGGGCUGUUUUUCCCUGCCAGGCAUUGUGAGGGUCCCGCCACCGCCGGCGGAGUGGAGACCAUGGCCCCUCACGGCCCUCGAGCCCCGCUGGAAUUCGGGGGGCCGCUGGGCGCUGCGGCGCUGAUGCUGCUGCUCCCUGCCACCAUGUUCUACUUGCUCCUGGUGGCCCGCUCGGGGCCGGCGCGCCUCCUGGGCCCGCCCCCUUACCUGCCGGGGCUCCAGGCGCUGUGGAGCCCGCGGGCGCUGCUGCUGUGUCUCGCCUGGCUCGGCCUACAGGCGGCGCUCUACCUACUGCCGGCGCGCAAGGUGGCCGAGGGGCAGGAGUUGAAGGACAAGAGUCGCCUGCAGUACCCCAUUAACGGCUUCCAGGCCCUGGUACUGACAGCCCUGUUAGCAGGGCUGGGGGUGUUAGCCGGUCUGCCCCUGGCGGCGCUCCCAGAAAUGCUCCUGCCCUUGGCGUUUGCCGCCACCCUCAUCGCCUUCGUCUUCAGCCUCCUUCUCUAUCUGAAGUCCCAGGUAGCUCCUGCCUCGGCCCUGGCACCCGGGGGGAGCUCAGGCAAUCCCAUUUACGACUUUUUCAUGGGACGGGAGCUCAACCCGCGCAUCUGUUUCUUGGACUUCAAAUAUUUCUGCGAACUGCGGCCUGGCCUCAUCGGCUGGGUCCUCAUCAACCUGGCCCUGCUGGUUCAAGAGGCAGAGCUGCGGGGCAGUCCCUCAUUGGCCAUGUGGUUGGUCAAUGGCUUCCAGCUACUCUAUGUGGGUGAUGCUCUUUGGCACGAGGAGGCCGUCCUUACCACCAUGGACAUCACACAUGAUGGGUUUGGCUUCAUGCUGGUCUUUGGGGACUUAGCCUGGGUACCCUUCACCUACAGCCUGCAGGCCCAGUUCCUGGUGCACCAUCCACAGGCCCUGGGGCUGCCCAUGGCCUCCACCAUCUGCCUCAUCAACGCUAUUGGUUACUACAUCUUCCGUGGGGCCAAUUCCCAGAAAAACACCUUCCGAAAGAAUCCUUCUGACCCCAGAGUGGCUGACCUCGAGACCAUCUCUACAGCCACGGGGCGGCAGCUGCUGGUGUCUGGGUGGUGGGGUAUGGUCCGCCAUCCCAACUACCUUGGAGACCUCAUCAUGGCUCUGGCCUGGUCCCUGCCCUGCGGGGCUUCCCACUUGCUGCCCUACUUCUACCUCCUCUACUUCACUUCGCUGCUGGUGCACCGGGAGGCACAUGAUGAGCGGCAGUGCCUGCAGAAGUAUGGUUUGGCCUGGCAUGAGUACUGCCGGCGUGUGCCUUACCGCAUCGUGCCCUACAUCUACUGAGGUGGCACACCCACUCCAGAUCAGGGCAGAUGCCCACCCAUCCACCAGCACCAGGAGCCGGGACACACCCUACCCUCCCUGAGCUCCACCAGUGCCAAGGGAGGUGGGGACGAAAAGCCUCAGAGAAGAGGUGGUUUGGAGCAAGGAGAAAAAU